CUGCAAGAUAAUGUAAAGUAGAAGGACCAAAAGGAAAGACGUACCCAGCGAUGGGAUCCGAAUGAAAUAUUAGCUUGCCCACCAGGUAACAAUGUAAUUGAAAUGAAAUAGCCUGUCCUGAUCUCCGAUUUUCUCCUCUUCCCCCUAGCGGCGGAAGCAACCGCCGGCUUUUCCGUAGAAUAAACAGAACGGAGAAUCUAUUCUCGCUUCUUUGAAAGGGAAACUUCACAUUUUCGGCAGUGAUCUCUGAUUUCACCUUACCCUUCAAUCAACAGCAAUGGAGUUUCCGCUGCCGAUGGACAAAGUCUCUGUUCCCACCGAGGACGACGGCAAGGUAUCUGUAGUUCUGGUUGCCACCGGAAGCUUCAAUCCUCCUACUUUCAUGCACUUGCGGAUGUUUGAGCUGGCAAGAGAUGCAUUGCAAAUGGGAGGCUACCGUGUGAUUGCUGGGUAUAUGUCGCCCGUUACCGAUGCCUACAGCAAACCGGGUCUUGCCCGCGCUGAGCAUCGUUUGCGCAUGUGUAAUUUAGCCUGUGAGAGCUCCGAUUUUAUUAUGGUUGAUCAAUGGGAGGCAAAUCAAAGUACCUACCAGCGAUCUUUGACUGUGUUGAGAAGAAUUGAAAGUGUCUUCAUCGAUCAAGUCCCGAUAUCCAGGGAAUCCCUCAAGGUGAUGCUGGUUUGCGGUGCUGAUCUGCUGCAGUCGUUUAGCAUUCCUGGGGUUUGGAUUCCCGAUCAGGUAAGGACCAUAUGCAGAGACCAUGGUAUAGCUUGCAUUCGUAGGGAAGAGCUCGACGUCGAUCGAAUCAUAGCUGCUGAUGAAAUCUUGAAUCAGAAUAAGGAUAACAUCAAGCCUGUUACUGAACCUGUACCAAACAUGAUCAGUUCCACCAGGUUGAGAGACUGCAUAUCGAGAGGAUUGUCAAUCAAGUACUUGACGGCGGAUUCAGUUAUCAGCUACAUCAGAGAACAUCAAUUGUAUUUGGGAAACAGAUAAAGAUGUCCUGCAGCAUAUAUCUGAGGAGCUUCAAAACCUCCACACUCAUAUUUAAGAGUACCAUGUAAAAUCGCUCAGUUCGGUUUCAAAGAAGAGCAUAAAUAAAUAGCUUCAGCUUUUCAACUAAGAUCUUGAAUAAAGAUCAAAGCCAGACAUUCCAUUCUGAGAAGUUCCCCCACCGUCUUCUCCGCUUCCACUGCCGGAGCCCGACCCGAACGGAUCCCUGUAGUACCCAUUCAGCAUGCCGCCAUCAUACAUCCCUUGCUGCUGCUGCUGAUGAUGAUCGCCCUGCAUCGCGAAAGGUGCCUGCAUGUAAGAAACCAUCUGCUGCUGCUGCUGCUGCGGCAGCGGAGGCGGCGGCAACAUCAUAUUCCCAAAAUCCGGGGACCUUCGCUUGAGCAUGAUCGGAUCGCGGUAAGAUGCCCGAUCGCCCUCUGCCUCGCGGUACCUGGCGAGGAAGAGCGAAAGGGGAUCGACGUAGCUGUCGAAUCCGAGCUUCCCCAUGGCCCAGAUGACGUCGUCGGCGGUGACAGUCUUGCGCUGCUCCCGCUGGCAGCGCUCGUUGGCCUCGCCGGUGACGAAGCUGAUGUACU
Linum tenue is the source of this 1587-nucleotide messenger RNA. Lineage: Eukaryota; Viridiplantae; Streptophyta; Magnoliopsida; Malpighiales; Linaceae. The record is from the annotation of a GenBank genome assembly.